GGCGCUCUGAGUGGGCAGCUGGGAAGCUGCCAUUCUUUUUCCCCCUCCAGCCGCCGGAGGCCUGACGCAUGUGCUGAACCCUCACUAUGAAUGCUAUUGUUGCCCUCUGCCAUUUUUGUGAGCUCCAUGGUCCUCGCACCCUCUUUUGCACCGAGGUUCUGCAUUCACCACUUCCCCAAGGUGCAAGCAGCGGGGACAUCUCUGGGCAGAAUGAGCAGGCAGAGGAGGAGGAAGGUGGCAUUCAAAUGAGCAGUCGGAUCCGCUCACACAGCCCUGCAGAAGGUGCCAGUGCUGACUCCAGCAGUCCAGGGCCAAAGAAGUCAGACAUGUGUGAGGGUUGCCGCUCUCUUGCAGGAGGACAUCCUGGAUAUGUGAGCCAUGACAAAGAAACUUCCAUCAAGUAUGUCAGUCACCAGCACCCCAACCACCCCCAGCUCUUCAGCAUCGUGCGCCAGGCCUGCGUCCGCAGCCUGAGCUGCGAGGUCUGCCCAGGACGGGAAGGGCCUAUUUUUUUUGGAGAUGAGCAGCAUGGCUUUGUGUUCAGCCACACCUUCUUUAUCAAAGACAGCUUGGCUCGAGGUUUCCAGCGCUGGUACAGCAUCAUCACUAUCAUGAUGGACCGGAUUUACCUCAUCAACUCCUGGCCUUUCUUGUUGGGAAAAAUCAGAGGCAUUAUUGAUGAGCUCCAGGGCAAAGCACUGAAGGUGUUUGAAGCAGAGCAGUACGGGUGCCCUCAGCGCGCCCAGCGCAUGAACACAGCCUUCACUCCCUUCCUGCACCAGCGCAACGGCAAUGCCGCCCGCUCCCUCACCUCGCUGACCAACGACGAGAACCUCUGGGCAUGUUUGCAUACCUCCUUUGCUUGGCUUCUGAAAGCUUGUGGCAGCCGACUUACAGAGAAGCUUCUGGAGGGAGCACCAACAGAAGACACCCUUGUCCAGAUGGAAAAACUUGCAGAUCUGAAAGAAGAGUCAGAAGGCUGGGAUGGUGCUGAGGAAGAAGAAAAGCCUUCCUCCCAGCCAGAGGUUGUGGAAGGGCAGGAGCUCUCCAAAUGCUCACCAGAAACCUCUCUGAUGCCGGAUUGCAGCAGCUGGAAUGUGGCUCACAGAAGGUUGUCUGUUUUUCGCUCGCUCAGGCACAUGAGACAGGUUCUUGGGGCGUCGGCGUUCCGCAUGCUGGCUUGGCACGUGCUGAUGGGCAACCAGGUCAUCUGGAAAGCUCGAGACGUGGAUCUUGUCCACUCUGCUUUUGAUGUGCUGCGGACCAUGCUGCCUGUGGGCUGUGUGAGGAUCAUCCCCUACAGCGACCAGUACGAGGAGGCCUAUCGGUGUAACUUCCUCGGGCUCAGCCCACACGUCCAAAUACCACCCCACAUACUGUCAUCAGAGUUUGCUGUCCUCGUGGAAGUUCGUGCUGCCACGCGCUCCAGCCUGUACCCGACUCUGUUUGACGAUGAGCAGUCCCUCAACAAGUACGAGUUUGUUGUCACCAGUGGCAGCCCCGUGGCAGCAGAUAGAGUUGGCCCUACAAUCCUGAACAAGAUUGAAGCUGCCCUGACCAACCAGAACCUUUCUGUAGAUGUUGUGGACCAGUGCCUUGUUUGCCUGAAGGAGGAGUGGAUGAAUAAAGUGAAGGUCCUCUUCAAAUUCACAAAAGUGGACAGCAGACCCAAGGAGGAUACCCAGAAACUGCUGAGCAUUCUGGGAGCUGCAGAGGAGGACAAUGUCAAGCUUCUCAAGUUCUGGAUGACAGGCCUCAGCAAGACAUACAAGUCCCACCUGAUGUCAACAGUUCGCAGCCCGACCUCCUCGGAGUCCCGGAACUAAAGGGUGCCCAACCUCACUCGCUGCCUUCAGAUCACCGCAGGGAACCCCGAGCUGGUCACUACCACUGCUGAGCCUGCAGCACCUGCACUGGGUGGGUAGUGACACUUCAUCACUAUUCUUCUGGUCCUCCAACUAACUUGAAGAGUGACUUGAGUCCUCUCUAAUUGCUGUGAGACUGGAUUAAUUAAGUGCUAAUCAACAGUGCUGCUGUCUGUCCUGAAACUCAACUCUUACAUCUAGACCUCCUCACUCAAGGCUCCAAACAGCCACGCUCCAAGAGUCCACACCAGUCAAUGACAACCCCCUCCUCUCACCCUUCGUGUGGUGUGGCAGCAGACCUCAGUUUGUUGGUUGCAUUGGCAAGACUCGGAUAACCUGUGACAACAUCCAGAACUCUUGGGGGUGGAUGCAGUUCCCCUCCCUCAAACCCCACAGGAAUCUCUUCUAACACCUGAGAGAAGCAGACCCAAAAGGAAGCACCGUGUCACAGGGUGCAGGGUGAUGUGUAAAUUACUGCAAACCACUUCAUGCUCAGAUUUAUGAAGAGACUUAUUUUCUGCUGUAGCAUAAGUCAGGCUCUCCUCCCGGAGGCCUGUCACUCCACUCUUAUUUAUUUAUAUCUUAACUUGAGACAGUUUCAGCAUUGGCUUUGGAAGUCUUGUCUGAGAGGGAGAAUCUCAUGGAAGGUGUCUCAAAAAAACACAAACAAAAAAGCAGGCUGCUUGCCUCUCUCGAGAGGACAAAACCUUCGCCUUGUUUUGCCUCGGGGGUUGCAAAACUUCCAGGUAACGAAGCUAACCUCACCAGGGUAAGGCUGCUUGGUGGUCUUCUGUCUUCAGAAAUCCUUUUCUAGCUUCCUAAUUAAGUUAAGCAGAAAAAAAAACCCCAACAAACACAAACCCCAAUCUGUAGGUGCUCCCUUCUUCUAUAACUCUCUGGUAGCCAUUUUUGCUUAAUAGUUCCUGGAAACAUUGGUGCAUUUUUUAAUGACCUU
Dryobates pubescens (Downy woodpecker) is the source of this 2820-nucleotide messenger RNA. RefSeq names its product folliculin (gene FLCN). The record is from RefSeq and is a predicted model, not a curated record. Gene Ontology annotation, cellular component: cytosol. NCBI's taxonomy places the organism in Eukaryota, Metazoa, Chordata, Aves, Piciformes, Picidae. Gene Ontology annotation, biological process: positive regulation of TORC1 signaling; negative regulation of transcription by RNA polymerase II; positive regulation of transforming growth factor beta receptor signaling pathway. The transcript is spliced from 12 exons. The coding region runs from base 87 to 1826 and encodes 579 amino acids. Gene Ontology annotation, molecular function: GTPase activator activity.